UGCAAUGACUGCCUCAUUAAAAAGCUAUAUAGGUAAAAACUCACCCUUGUGAGAAAACCCUAGAUAGAAAAAAGCACAACCCACAGCUCACUAGUCGUGCUUGGGUCUAAUCAUGCCUAAUCGUGCUUAAUCGUGCUUUAGAGCUAAUCGGGUCGUGCCCGUGCCGGUCCAGCGUGCUCGGCACUUGGCCCAGGCACGGCACUAGCCAUAGGGCCGUGCACGGGCCCGCCUCCACCCGUGUCGUGCCGUACCCAGGCACUACGGGCCAUGCCGUGCUCCGGACCGUCCGGAUUAGCCGGCACUAUUGCCCUUCUAUAGGCGACGGAGAUGUCAGGGAGACAGCGAGGACGAGGAGCCGGGUCCUGGUGGUCGGCGGCGCCACCGGCCGCCUCGGCGUAAGCGUCGCUCGGGCCAGCCUCGCCGUCGGCCACCGAACCUUCGCGUUCGUCCGGCCCCACCAGGCCACCACUUAGCACGCCCCGACUCUCCUACUUGCUCGUAGCCGCUGACGCCACUCUGCUCGAGGCGGUGCGGCAGGUGGACGUUGUCAUCUACGCGGUGCCCACGAAGCAGGCGCUCGAGCAGAAGCCCCUGCUUCGGGCUAUAAAGGAAGCUGGAUGCGUGAAGGGAUCAUCUUCUUCGUCUUCGAAAAGGCGCACCGACGAGUAGAAGGCUACACCUGCUAUCGUUGCCAGGGUCAUGCUUGCAAUCAUGCAACAUCGCUGUCAAGAGACGGGGAGCAGCUCUGCCAAUGGCGACUGACUGUGGCUUGGUGAUCCAUUAGGCCGUGAGGGAGAGUGGCGACAGCGAUCAGUACCUGUUGCUGACCAAGACCAACUACUACUCAUGGGUGGUGCUCAUGAAGUUGAAGUUGCAGGCGAGAGGCAUGUGGAUGGCGGUGAACGUCGACACCAAUGACUACAUCGACGAUGACGGUCGCAAUGCUCUAGAGGCCAUCGCCCUCAUGGUACCUCUGGAGAUGUAAGGGGUGAUCACAAGCAAGGGCGACCACCAAGAUCGCGUGGACGUCAAAAUAAAACAAAUCUCGGUGUGGACCAAGUGCACCAAGCGAAGGCUACGACACGAGUUCAACUCACUCAGAUUCAAGGAUAGUGAAUCUGUUGACGACUUCGACAUGCACAUCACCGACCUGGUACUAGGAGCCAGAGGUCGUGCGCAAAUUCCUACGGGCCACUCCACCAAGGACUCACAGAUCGUGAUGGUGAUCUAAACCCUUCUUGAUCUCAAUACACUAGCUAUGGAGGAGUUGAUCGGGAGGAUCAAGGCAGUGGAAGAAUGUUACUAAACAGUACGAUCUUGGUGGACAAGGAUGCCAACAGCAUGCGACACAUUUGCACCAGUACUUAGUACACCUCCAGCGGCGGCCGAUACACCUCCAUCACCGACGCAGGUGGAGUUCAUGUCACUACCUCUAGACCUCGACGCCGACCACGACAAUGAGAUGUCUCUCCGGUUUAGAACGUUGGAUAAUGUGCUCGAGUCAAUGGAAAUUCCUGGCUUGACAGAAUGGGAGUUUGUGAAGAGAGACCUGAAGGAGUGGAAUAUUGACAAAGAGCUCGCCGCAGAUAGGAAGGGGUGGAAGUGUGCAAUUCACGUGCCAGAACCCUGAUUGAUAGUUUCGCUUUUCCUCCUUAAUCGUUUGACCUUUUCUUGUGUCCAUUUUAGAUCUUGCUGGUCAUUGUGGGUUUUAUCUCUUUUAUGUGUUUCCCUGUUUCGUUGUUUUCGGUUCUCCUUUGCCUUUGUUUCCCUUUUCUGUUCUUUGGGGGUUGAGCUCUGAGGUUUUCAUACGGGGUUUCAUCUCUAGCCUACCCCAACGUGCUUGGGACAAAAAGGCUUUGUUGUUGUUGUUGUUGUUGUUGUUGUACAGAAUGGGAGUUUGUGGUGAAUGAGGAGUUGCUCAUUAUCAUCGGUGAUUAUGAAUCGACUACGUUCAAGGAGGCUCGAGACGAUUCCCACUGGUGCAAGGCGACGAUAGAGGAGAUGACAUCCAUUGAGGAGAACGAGACAUGGGCUCUUGUCGACCUUCAUCUAGGCCAUCGCCCAAUUGGUCUGAAGUGGGUGUACAAACUGGAGCGCAAUGAGCAGGGCAUCGUCGUCAGGCACAAGGCCUAGAUUCUCGCCAAGGGGUACAACCGAGGUCCGGGGAUAGACUAUGAUGAGGUGUUUGAUCUGGUCGCACAGAUGUAAUAUGUGUGGAUACUGCUUGAUGUUGUGGCAAUGGGUUGGCUUGUGCACACAUGUAUGCCAAGACAACGUUCUUGAAUGGCGAGCUCAAGGAGGAGGUGUACGUCUGGCGGACGCCCGACUUUGUCACUACUAGGCACAAAGCGAAGGUUCUAUGGCUAAAUAAGGCGUUGUACAAACUUCCCUAAGCACCACGGGCGUGAAACGCAAAGCUGGACAACAACCUACGCAAACUCGGCUUCAUCAAGUGCUUUAGCGAGCAUGGGAUGUACACUAAGGGCGCCACAACAUUGCGUGUGCUGGUCUGGGUCUAUGUCGACGACCUAAUCAUCAUUGGAGCAAGGCUAGUGGAUGUCGAUGCAUUCAAGGAGGAGAUGCGUCGUCUGCUUCGGAUGAGUGACCUUGGUCUCUUAUCUUUCUAUCUUGGGAUGGAGGUCAAGCAAGGACACACCUCCAUCAUGUUAAGGCAAGUGGCGUACAUCCGCAAGUUGUUGGAGAAGUCCAACAUGUGGGAUUGUAACCGAUGCCACACGUCAAUGGAGGCCAGACUGAAGCUUUCAACGAAGAGGCAACACUAGAGGUCAAUGCGACGAUGUACAAAAGUGUGGUAGUAAGUCUGCGCUAUCUGGUUCAUAACAGGCCAGACAUUAUGUUUGCGGUGGGUUUUGUGAGCCGUUUCAUGGAGAGACCACAACAAGAGCACUUAGCCACCGUCAAGCACAUCCUACACUGCUUCGUUGUUACAGUCGACUACGGUCUUGUCUGCCCCAAGCGCUGCAACACUGACUUCAGGUUGGUGGGCUACACGCUGACCGAAUACACAAACUACAACUUGGGGGAGACAUCGAUGAGAGGAGAAUCACCGGCGGCGUUAUCUUCUUCUUAGGAGACAUGCAUGUGUCUUGGUAGUUUCAGAAACAAAAACUGAGGUCUUCUCAACUUGUGAAGCAGAGUAUAUGGUGGAUGCAGCUGGAGCAUGCCAGGCUAUAUGGCUCGUGCAGCUGCUGGGGGACAUCACCGGCGUCAAAGUCUAGCCAUCGCUGCUGAAGAUGGACAAUUAGUAUUUUUUUAAAAGAGAAUGAUGUUGCUAAAUUGACAAUAUGCACCAUAGAAGAUUCCAGGACAUUGAACAAGAUGUUGUAUCUGAGGCCUCUAGGAAAUGUCUGCUCAAUGACUGAAUUGGCUGACCUCUAGGAGACAAAAAUCAAGAAAUCCCUGAAAAAGUUAUAUGUAACAGAAGAUCAACUUCUUAAAGAAAUCCAUGGUUCGAAGCAGGCUCUCCGCAUUUGCGGGGGCAAAGCUUGCCUCGAUUUAUCCCUUCCUAGACCCGACUCACGUGGGAGCAUCCGACACUGCAAAUGUGGAGAGGCUACUUCGAACCCGCGACCUGAUGACUUUGAGAUAGCUUUCACCACUACCCUUGGUCUAUCCUUUUUUGGCUCUGCGACUGGGUGUUUGAAGAAUGCCAUAUGUUUUUCCUUGAGGGAUUUCAAGUAAUAAAGUAUGCUAUCUGCACAGAGCAACUUAGGGCAUAAUAGGCAUUCUCGCAAUGAUGUUUCCACAAAGCACAAAAGUGGCUAUGAACCUUCUGACACAGAAACUGAGUGGCAUGAAAGCCCUUGGAACGAUGGAGCAUUGGCAUCGAAUAGGAAUCGUCUUCCUAAAGAUUCUGGUAGGAAUGACCAAGUUGGUACUAGGAGGCAAAACAUAUCUCCUAACUGCACACUAGAUUAUCAUGCUGAGAAAACUUCAAACUUGAGAUACAGUCGUACUCCUCCAAGGGUCACAGAACAAAGGCGCCAUCCUUCUCCAUUUACAGCUGUGAAGAAUGAAUCACGUAAGAAGAGCAGCCGGACGCCUCCCAGAUUUCGUUCUUCUAUGGAAACCUUUAGUAGAUCAUCAAUAAAGGCAAGGUUUUCCCGCAAUCGUUCAAUUUCUGCACCAAAAUUACGGCCACAAGAGAAGGAACAUCCUGCUAGAGCUCCUGCAUUUCCUGGCAGUAACCCUGUCUCAACACAUCCAGAAAGAGAAGUUGCUGAUAAUAUAGAAGAAGAUUCACAUGCAGAAAACUGUUCCCAGGAGAUCAGUGAAUUGAUUGCAAAUGGCAAGUUACCUAAUUCCAGAUAUAAUGAGUAUGCAUUUACGAGCACAGAGUCGAUACCUGCAGGUGAUAUCUUCUUCUCCCGUGAUUGCAGGGCUCCACUUGAGAAAACGUCAACAAAGCUUAACAAUAUUGACCAAUCAUUUACCUCUGACUCAAAUGUCCAUACUGAGAAUGAUGGCACUGUUACUCAAAGUAAUUUGGGCCAGCCAUCACAAUUUGUUUCAGCUCGGACAGGUCUUUCGCGCACAACUACGAAAUCCAGUUAUGCUACUGGUCGCCAUUGCCAGAUGAGCACCACCACCACUUUGAGUAGCCCAUAUAGCAAUGGAAAAUUAAGUGGGGAGAGUGGAAAGUUUAGUGAAAUCACUGGGAAACUAGUUGGAGGCGUCAUGAAAUUCACAUCCAGCAAGGUGCAAAACGAUACGUGGCUUCCAUGUAUGACUGGGAAGGCAUGUCGAAAAUCAAGAACAUCAAACAACAAAAAAAAUGAUGAAUCUGAAUCAAGUUUCAUUCAGAAGGCACUUGUCAUUGAGAAGAUUAGACUUUUUUGGGCUGAUAAAUAUCGUCCACAAAAUUUAAAUGGAUUUACUUGCCACAGGGAGCAAGUCCAGCAGCUUAAACAAUCGGUCUCUGCAGAAUUUUGCCCACAUAUUAUUUUCAAAGGUCCUCCAGGAUCAGGAAAGAGAUCUUUGUGCAGAGCUGUCCUCACUGAAAUUUUUGGCGAUUCAUCUUUGAAUGUCUCUCACUAUUUGAAGAGCUGCAAUGGCCAGGGGUCCAUAUCUGUGCCUAUUCUCGUCCCAGUUUCAUCCAGCAAUAACCAUGUGGAACUCCACAUGAGGUUUCAAUCGAAGAACGCUAGAUAUGCUUUGAUGACUCUAGCAAAUGAAAUGUCUGAUAAGUGUAAAAUCACUGAGCCAAUUGUGAGAAAGAGCUUUAAAGUGAUUGUUCUCUAUGAUGUUGAUAAAGUCAGCCAAAAUAACCAGCGUCUGAUAAAAUGGAUAAUAGAUUCCUCCUCUGAUGCAUGCAAGAUAAUAAUGACUUGCCAGGAUGAAUCUAAUCUCCUAGAUUCUAUAAAGAGUCGUUGCAAGAUUAUUUCAAUUGGUGUGCCCAGUACACGUGAGGUGGUAGAUAUCCUUACCUAUACAUCAAGAAAAGAGAGUUUUGAUCUUCCUACAAGUUUUGCUACUACCAUUGCGAAUCAAUCCAGGAAGAACUUGAGGGAGGCUAUAUUGGCUCUAGAGGCAUGUAAAGCCAACAAUUAUCCCUUCAUUGAUGGACAAGCUAUACCACUAGGAUGGGAGGAGGUUCUGGAGGAACUUGCAGUAGAAAUUUUGGAUGAUCCUGCCCCUAAAAGGUUAUUUCUGGCACGAGGCAAGCUCCAAAAACUCCUGGUGGAAUUUGUACCUCCUAAACUAAUACUCCAGAAGCUCGUAGAACUCUUCUUGAAGGGAAUUCAGACUGGCGUGAAGAGGGAAGUCUACUAUUGGCAUGCCUACUAUGACAAGAGGUUGCCUGUUGGUGCAAGUGCUCUGCUUAAAUUGGAAGAAUUCGUUGCCAAGUUCAUGAGCAUCCACCGGAAGAGCAUGUCGCAUGAGCCCAAGAUUCCUGAGGUGCCGCAGUGAAACCUGGCAGAGCAUGUCCUCGUGCGGUUCGGCCGUGUCGAAAUCCCGUUUGUGGUGGUGGUUUUUCUGUUUUAUAUAAUUCACCUUACGUGAUCAACUGUCAUGGUCCAUGUUUUUCUUGUUCUAUGUAUAUACUAUAUGGUACACAUAUAUGCUACUACUGAGUACACAAAUAUGUCCAGCCGAAUAAAUGUCUAUACGGCUAUACCAUCUGUGUUGGCAAUAUCUUGUUGCAAAAGUUUGGGAGUGGACGUAUAAUAAUCUUUUGAUUUGAGGUACGUGAA
Molecule: messenger RNA, 6215 nt
Organism: Zea mays
Lineage: Eukaryota; Viridiplantae; Streptophyta; Magnoliopsida; Poales; Poaceae
Product: Replication factor C subunit 3
Exons: 17
Coding region: 3709-5931 (740 amino acids)
Biological process (GO): DNA repair; DNA-templated DNA replication
Cellular component (GO): nucleus; DNA replication factor C complex
Molecular function (GO): DNA binding; DNA clamp loader activity
Source: RefSeq, a predicted model, not a curated record